AUAAUGACAACAAUUCGUGCAUUUGGUAAAAACACAACGGCGCAGUAAAAGCACAAAUUAACGAAAUUGUGGAGCAUGCAUCUAUAAACUAGACCCCUCGAAUAGUAUUAUAUUCAUAGCAUUUCAACAAUCAUUGCCGCGCUCGCACCGAGAACAUGAACCACUCGGCCAUUUGGUCGGCAGUUAAAGCCGGCGACAUCGACACGCUGCGCGGUCUCAUUUUGCCCGGCCAGCGGGUAGUAAGCAUUAGAAAGCAGGUGGACGAAAAUGGUUGGACCUUGCUGCACCACGCUGCCAUGAGCCGGAAUCUCGAGCUGGUCAAACUGGUGACGGAAUUCUUCCAUCCCGACCCGGACGUGGAAAACAAUGACGGUAUGACGGCGCUAGCGCUCGCCUGCCAAGAGCAAUGUCCAGUCGGUAUAAUCAUCUUUCUGAUGGAAAACAUCAAUGCGUUCAACGGACCAUCGCCGCUCGAGUACGCCGUGCUGCAAAAUCGUGUAGACCUUGCCAAGGCAGUAAUUGCGUACGAGACAAAACGGAAGGCUUUUUCCUCCGCUUCACUCCUGUACAUCGUCACCAUCCGUACGGGUGAUCUGGAUAUGUUGCAAUGUUUGCUGGAUGCACCAGAAAGUGCGGGGAAGGCAUUUGUCACGGAGAAAAAUGACGACUUGACGGGGCUGGAAGAUUUUGCACAAAAUGCGUCGUACGAGGUGGGAAAGAAAGUUGCUUGCUUUAAAAUGUUGUUCAAUCUAUUGCACCCUAUUGCGGACGAAGCUAGCAGACGCUACAAUGUGAAUGAAAUCCUAACGAUGGCUUUGCUAAGCUUUGUGCCAGUCUCGUUAAUACCUCACUUUAUUGAGACGGAGCAGAAAUGGGAAGAGCGGGCACCGAUCCGUUCUUUGUAUGAGCGCCUUCCGCACGGGUUUGACCUGCUCGCACUCACGGUGCUGUGCGAAUGUGGACCGGUAACAGUCGAACGAGAGCAGCUUGAACCAAUCCUGGAAGAAAUGUGCCCGAAGCAAUUUCAACGAUUUUGGUACGUCCAGCUGGAGGAAAUGUUCCUAAACGCCAUCAAACCGGAGCUGAAUGAAGCCGGUCCUUCCCAGCCAGAGGCGCUGCAAUUGCUGGAAGAUUAUGCACAAUUCACCAGAACGAUCACGUUCGGGUUCUUCCGGACCGUUCUACGAGACAGCGUGCAGGGCGCUUUAUGUGGACCACGGUCUAUGCCGAUGUAUCAAUGGAAGCCAGAUCAGCCAUCGGUGCUGGAUAUGGAGCUGUACUCAUCAUCGUACCUCCGUGCCAUCGAAUGCAUGAUGACCAUGUACAACCAGCCGGCCGAUAGCAUCGUCGAGGCGGUAAUAGCUCGCGAUGAUCGGCACAUGCGGGCGAUCCUGAUAUUUCCACUGCUUCGGUACUGUACCACCCUGCUGAUGCGACCGGACGAGGUUAUUUUGGUUCAUCUUAGAGACAAUCAGCUACUGAACUGGGUUGUGCAUCUGUUCGGCCCAUGGAAAGCGAUCCUGCGGCACGUCGGUAAACCGGUGCUGGAAGUUUUCUCCCUCAAACGCUUCGCCCGGGACGUUGUUCGAGAAGCCGUAUGGCAGGGGGUGAAAGGAGUGCGGGCAGCAAAAUCUUCCUUCCUCGAUCGGCUCAAGUCGCUGGACGUUCCGAGGGAAUUGAACGACUACCUUAGGUAUUGUGAUUACAGCUCCACCAAAUACUUCCUGGAGCAUAUGGACGCUGCCACACGUUGGUUGCAGGCGUUCGAGCAUGGAACAUUGCCCUAUCCAGUUCGACGCUAAUUACGAUUAAAUUGCGCUCCAACCCUAUCUGAUCAUAAAGUACAGAGUAGUUUUAUGUUUCAUGCAGGCGUAUAACUUGAAGAAAUAUAUGAAAUUCUCAUA
Messenger RNA from Anopheles coluzzii, 1904 nucleotides. RefSeq lists its product as uncharacterized. NCBI's taxonomy places the organism in Eukaryota, Metazoa, Arthropoda, Insecta, Diptera, Culicidae. The record is from RefSeq and is a predicted model, not a curated record. The transcript is spliced from 2 exons. The coding region runs from base 156 to 1802 and encodes 548 amino acids. Gene Ontology annotation, molecular function: protein binding.